AAAAGCUCCAACCUUCGAAGAAGAAGUGGAGACAGAGAGGUCCGUAUCAGAUAGACAAAAGUCUUUCUUGUGUGGAGUUUAAACUCCACCCUUUGGUUCCUUGUAAGGAAACCCUGAAUACAUCGUCUGAAACUCUGAAUUCGGUGGUGGUGGUACUCUGAAUUGAUCAUGGCCGAGUUAGUAUUGGGGGCAGUUUUGGGAGCAGCAUUCACUGUGCUGCAGGAGGCGGUUAACAAGGCGACGGUCGGCAAGUUUAAGAAGUGUAAACCUCUAUUAGGAGCUCUCCAAUCGACACUGGACUCAAUACAGCCAUUGGUCAUCCAACAGAUUGGAGAGUACAACGAGAAGUUGAAGCUCCCAAACGAUGAAAUAGAAGCGCUUGACAGACAAAUGAGGGAAGGCGAGUACCUAAUUCGGAAGUUGUCGAAAUUGGGUUGGUGGAACCACAUCAGGUCUCGUCACACCAGAAAACUUAUCGAAUUGAAUGGAUCUCUUCAAAGACUCUUGAAACAUAUAGUGAUGCAGCAAGCAAGGGAUAUUAAGGAGAACUUGAUUGUGACCAAGCAAACCAAACAACAAAUUGCGGAAUUGCAAGAAGAUACGAGGAGGUUUGCUUUGGCACUGCAAGACAGCGGGAAACAACUUGUCGAGUUCCAAGAGCUGAAUGAGAGGCUAUUACAAGAACGUAUGCUGCUGCAAGAAGGAGCAAGGGAUUCGCAGAAGACUUUGUUUGCGGCACUCGAAGAGAACGGAAAACAACUUGUUCAUUUGCAUGGAGUGAUAGAAAAAAUGAUGAAGCAGCAGGGAUCAAAGGGUGCGACGGAUGCAGAAACAGAUGAUUCUGAUGAUGAAUGGUUGAAGCCUAACGAAGAAGAGGAUGAUCUGGUGGCACUAUCUGAUUUGCUGUAUGAGGGCGUACGACUACUUUUCGACAAGGAUGUCAUGGACAAACCUGUUCUUAAAAGCAUCGAAUCCACGCUAGCAGCCUCGUUACCACCACUCAAAGAAGUUUCCAGGCCCGCUGGGUUUAACGUGAAUGAGAUGCGAGUAGAGGCUGUCAUGAUACGAAUGCGAGAAGGAGUUAAGCUCUUUCGUCAGUGCUCAAACCUUCAAACGUGGAAUAUGUACAGGAAGUUCAAAUACGCCAACAAACUUAUUCAGUGGGAUGAGUCUCUUCGAGUAGAGAUUAAUAUUUUGUUAACACGGAAACACAAAAGUGAACCAACUACAUCAUAUGCCUCCAGGGAAAAAAAGACUCAAAGUGGUAACUAAGAACUCUCAACUUUAAGCACCCAUGUUACCACUUUAAAGACUAUAUAUUGUCGCACUUUUCAGGAUUUACUGUAAUUUACCACAUUACGAUAGUUUAAUGCAUGUUGUCAUACAUGAACACAAAUAGAAGUUUCCAACUUUAAGCACCCAUGCUAUCAUGAACAAAUAUUGGAAACGCAGCAUUCUUCUGAAGAGACUUUCAUCUUUUUUGUUCAAAAACUGUAAGAGUAUAAGAUGAAGA
Argentina anserina (silverweed cinquefoil) is the source of this 1513-nucleotide messenger RNA. RefSeq lists its product as uncharacterized. The record is from RefSeq and is a predicted model, not a curated record. The transcript has 2 exons. NCBI's taxonomy places the organism in Eukaryota, Viridiplantae, Streptophyta, Magnoliopsida, Rosales, Rosaceae. Bases 169 to 1272 code for a protein of 367 amino acids.